CCCAAGCGCCGGCCGGAAAGAGGCUCCGGGCGCGCACGUGGGUGGCGGAGAGGCCAGAGAAAUGGCGAGUUCCGUAGGGCUGGCGCUGUGCGGGGAAGCGCUGGUGGUGAGAGGCGGCAGCCGGUUGCUGGCCACCUCCACUUCGAGCAGUGAUGGUGACAGCCUUUUCACGUAUGACUGCAGUACUGCACAAAAGAAGACACAAGAACAGGAGCAAAAAGGGGAGGACGGACAGCCCGGGGAUAAAGGGAGUGACACGAUCCUGGCGUCCACCUUCUCCAAGUCUGGCAGCUAUUUUGCCUUGACCGAUGACAGAACGAGUAGUUGCUUCUCCAGGUUGUCACGGAUAGAGCAUAAAGGUAGUGAGGCUUCGAGGACCGUGGUGAGGAGGUGCACGGCCCUGAGCUUCACGGCCUCCGAGGAGAAGGUUUUGGUGGCGGACAAGUCCGGGGAUGUUUAUUCCUUCUCGGUGCCGGAGCCGCACGGGGGCGGCAAGCUUGAACUCGGACACCUGUCGAUGCUGCUGGACGUGGCCGUGAGUCCUGACGACCGCUUUGUCCUCACCGCCGACCGGGACGAGAAGAUCCGGGUCAGCUGGGCCGCGGCUCCGCACAGCAUCGAGUCCUUCUGCCUGGGCCACACCGAGUUUGUCAGCCGUAUCUUCGUGGUGCCCGAUCACCCAGAGCUGCUGCUGUCUUCCUCCGGGGACCGCACCCUGAGGCUCUGGGAGUACAGAAGCGGCAGGGAGUUGCAUUGUUGUCACCUGAGCAGCCUGCAGGAGCCGGCGGAGCCCUGGAGUGACCAGAGGUUUGCUGCGUCCAGGAUUGCCUACUGGCCCCGGGAGCAGUGCGUGGCGCUGCUGUGUGACAGGCUCCCGGUGGUCUUCCUCUUCCAGCUGGACACCGCCCGGCGGCAGUUGGUCUACAGACAGCAACUGUCUUUCCAGCACAGAGUGUGGGACGCUGCCUUCGAGGAGAGCCGGGGGCUCUGGGUCCUGCAGGACUGCCAGGAGGCCCCCCUCGUGCUCUGCAGGCCGGUGGACGGCCACUGGCAGUCCGACGGCGACAGCGCCGAGGUGGAGAGGCUCUCCGCUCUCCUUCGUGGGAACUGGGCCAUGCUGGAAGGCUCUGCUGGCACAGACGGUGGCUUUAGCAGCCUCUACAAGGCUACCUGUGACAACAUGACCACCUACCUGAAGAGGAAGGAGGAGCGGCUGCAACAGCAGCUGGAGAGGAAGCGGCGCCGGGACCCGCUGCCCGGGCCCAACGGGCCGGCCAAGAGGGUGAAGGCCGGGGAAGAGCCUCGGGGCUGCUCGUCCUGACACAGGGGUGUGGGCAGCCCCGGGAAGCAGGGCCCGCAGCGCCCCCCCCUCGACAGGGAAGGGCGUCCCCUGACUCAGGCCGGGGCCCUGGACCCUGGGCUUUGCUCCUGUCCCCUCGCCUUCUGGAUGGGGGCGCCUCGGGCUGGGGCAACCCGGGGAGGCGCCUGCAGAGGCCAGUGAGUCGGGUCCGUGGACAGAGGCGGCCCGGACACUCCUCCACGGGUGGUGACGGGACCGCGGGGAGGACAGCCUCUGGGGUGGCGCUGGCCGCACCGCGGCCCAGGAACACCCGCUCCACCCGCCUCGUCGCUCAGCAAGACGGCUCGCCGGCAGCUUCUGGAAAUGCAGCACAACACGUGGAGCUGAUGGCAAAAUACAUGCAGCAAAAAACCCGUU
This is a messenger RNA of Phacochoerus africanus (Common warthog), 1717 nucleotides long. RefSeq names its product WD repeat domain 4 (gene WDR4). NCBI's taxonomy places the organism in Eukaryota, Metazoa, Chordata, Mammalia, Artiodactyla, Suidae. The transcript has 12 exons. The record is from RefSeq and is a predicted model, not a curated record. Gene Ontology annotation, cellular component: tRNA methyltransferase complex; cytosol; nucleus. Gene Ontology annotation, molecular function: protein binding; tRNA (guanine(46)-N7)-methyltransferase activity. Bases 62 to 1321 code for a protein of 419 amino acids. Gene Ontology annotation, biological process: RNA (guanine-N7)-methylation.